Messenger RNA from Sciurus carolinensis (gray squirrel), 3549 nucleotides. RefSeq names its product nudix hydrolase 4 (gene Nudt4). The transcript has 5 exons. The record is from RefSeq and is a predicted model, not a curated record. Gene Ontology annotation, molecular function: bis(5'-adenosyl)-hexaphosphatase activity; endopolyphosphatase activity; diphosphoinositol-polyphosphate diphosphatase activity. Gene Ontology annotation, biological process: diadenosine pentaphosphate catabolic process; diphosphoinositol polyphosphate metabolic process; adenosine 5'-(hexahydrogen pentaphosphate) catabolic process. The coding region runs from base 423 to 968 and encodes 181 amino acids. Gene Ontology annotation, cellular component: nucleus; cytoplasm. Lineage: Eukaryota; Metazoa; Chordata; Mammalia; Rodentia; Sciuridae.
AGUGGCGGAGGGGGCGGCGCGCAGCCGCCGCGGCGCUCCUGCUCUGUCAGCGCGAGUCCUCGCAACUGUCUCCGCGUGGCGCGAGCAUCCAGCCUCAAGCCUCGCUCUUUCCCUGACGGCGGCGACAGGAGGAGCGCAGGCGAGAGGCGGCGGGCUCCAUGGAGAGAGGCGGACGCCCGGGCAGAGGCGGCGCUUCCAUCCCGGCACCCGGGCUCCAGUGACACGCGCUCGCGUCCUGCGCCGCGUCGGAGCGGCCGUCGGCCCGGGGACUAACCGGCCUCGCUGCCCCUCCCCGCGCCGCCGCCUCUCUACCGGCGCGCCUAGCCACCGACUCGCCCUCGCCCCUACUCCCCGGCGGGGUGGCGGCGGCCGGGCCCCCUCGGCGGCGGCCGGAGCAGCCUCGGCAGCAAGAGCCCGCCUCUAUGAUGAAGUUCAAGCCCAACCAGACGCGGACCUAUGACCGCGAGGGCUUCAAGAAGCGGGCGGCGUGCCUGUGCUUCCGGAGCGAGCAGGAGGACGAGGUGCUGUUGGUGAGCAGCAGUCGGUACCCAGACCAGUGGAUUGUCCCAGGAGGAGGAAUGGAGCCUGAGGAGGAGCCCGGCGGUGCUGCUGUGAGGGAAGUGUAUGAGGAGGCUGGAGUCAAAGGAAAACUAGGAAGACUCCUGGGUAUAUUUGAGCAGAACCAAGACCGAAAGCAUAGAACAUAUGUUUAUGUUCUUACAGUCACUGAAAUAUUGGAAGACUGGGAAGAUUCUGUUAAUAUAGGGAGGAAGAGAGAGUGGUUCAAAGUAGAAGAUGCAAUCAGAGUUCUCCAGUGUCAUAAACCUGUUCAUGCAGAGUAUCUGGAAAAGCUUAAGCUGGGUUGUUCCCCAACCAAUGGAAAUUCCACAGUCCCUUCCCUUCCAGAUAAUAAUGCCUUGUUUGUGACUGCCGCACAGACCUCUGGGUUGCCAUCUAGUGUAAGAUAGAGAGAAUUGGGAAGACCUCCCCCACCAAUUGUGUGAUCUCCUGGGGAGAGGCUUCUUCACUUUCCUUGGCAAACAUCUGAAUGAUGCUCACAAACUGUCUGAAUUUGCCAUGCAGGGAUUUCAAACAAUUUGCAUGUUUUUCAGAUGCUUUCAAAUCUUCUUUAAAAAAAAAAAAAAAAUGUAAAAUAUUUUAAUAAGCCAAAGCCAUGUGGAAUUUUUUUUAGAUGCCUUAACUGUGCCCCCUCAUGUUAUUUUUAUCAUUUUUUUUCACAGCAUUUUUUUAGAUUUUGUUUUGUUUUGUUUUGUCCAUUUGGCAUCAGUCUUUUGUCAGAUCAAAUUACUUGUGGGUAUAUUCCCCCUAAAUUGUUUUCUCAUUUGCAGCAUUAACAUAUUCAACAAAUCUUUCUGUGGUGGGAAUUAAUGGAAAAUAUUCUUAGUAUUAAAGAAAUCCAUCCAUUCUAGAACUUGCUUUGUAGGGUCAGAAUUUUAAAAUAUAAAUUGCACAUUUGGGCUGUCUCUGUAUGGUCCUUAACUGUUUGAACAAAGGACUUCAAUUUGAUAUUUUAGGAAUUUGCCAACUCUUGUCUGAAUUUGCAUAACUGGUAUUAUGUCACUGUCAACCUAAAAUGGCUAUUUUCCCUAAAAUUCAAUAGUAAUUUAACACAAAUAUUACUCUGAGUUAGAUUUUUUAGGGAAAUAUUGGCAAAAUUCAUGAUGUAGUAAGUAUGUCUUAUCAUGAAGACAGUGUUCACGGAAUUUAUUUAGCAUGCUCACUUGCCAGUUCCCUCUAUCUAUGAUCUCACUUUACAUAGAAUACCUCAGAAGCAUAUUUCCCUCAAUGUAAAUUGCUCUUAAAACACUUUAUAGUAGGGACCCAUCUUCUGUUAAAUUUGCGUGCUUACCAAAACAACAGGAUUGGAGUCUUACCUUUGGGGCCAGUCAGUGAUAGCCGCACCACAGUGAAGUGUAACGGUCACCUUGCUGUUCAGCUGUUGUGGGCUUAAGAUUGUUAAGGCACCUUCAAAUGUAUCAUCAUUUCUAGGUUGUCAGUAAUUACUGCUUGUCACAUAACUUUUGGGGCACUGGAACACACCUGAAUUAAGAAUUAUUCAUCUUACCCUUUAUACUUAAAUCAGGCAUCCCAUCUAAAACACAUAAGUACCUGAAUUAAAACUCCUGUACUUCCCCCAAGAAGAUCAGAAAUAAGGGGGGAGGGAAAAAAAAACAGUGACUAAGAUGUGGAGUUGGGAGAGUGAAGAAAGAUCACUUUUUAUGUAGACAGUAGAUUGUUGUAAAUAUUAUAACUGGUGAGUAUGAAGUAGAAAAGGUAUAGUUAAAAUAUUGCUAUGUAAAACUGCUAACCUUUAAAAAUAUAAUUGCUGCUAAAAAUAGAGUUCUUGUAUUUCAGGAAAAUUGGUGCCAUUUUGAAAAUGAGAUCUUGUGCCAUAAAUGCAGCUGAACUAAAUGUAAACAUUAGUUCACAAAUUAAUGCUGUCAAUGGAAGGAGUAAAAUGGAAGAAGGCAGAAAAACUUAACCAGUGACAUUUUAUCCUAAAUUAUGUAGUAUAAUAAAAUGUGAUCAUCCAGAAUUUUUAUAUUUUUCUUUGUACAGAGGUUAUGUAUUCUGGGUGUUUUUAAAAAGGAAACAUUUUAAAUCCCACAAAUUGACACUUUGUAUCAAUCACCAAUGGACUAAGAUUUUUUUCUCAGUAAUCUCUGAAAUUUGUUUAAAUUAAAUACUUAACACAGCAGACAAACUGGAUUGUUUUUGUAUAUAAGACUGCUUCCACCUGAAAUGCUGUCACAAGUACUGGGGGGUUUAUCUUGUACAUGAUAUUCUUAGAGGUAAUAAUGCAUGAACUUAUUUUAUAAACUCUUGGACUAUGUAUUUGACAUGUAAAAAAUGUACAGUAUUAAUGUCAACCAUCUCUUAAAAGUCAGCCUAUAAAUAUUGUUGUAUGAUUUCCUUUGGUCAGAAACAUUUGGUCUAAGUAGUGCUGUCAGGAUUUUCUUCAGUGCCAUUUAGCAAAAACAUCUUUAGCCUAUGCAACUAGCAAAAAUUUGUAUACUACAGUACCUUACAGUUUUCACUUUUAAAAUUUCUUCACUAUUCUUGUGGAACCUGAUCUAGCAAAAUUAGAAGAAAGGCCCAAGGAAAUUUACUUGAAAAGCCAACAUUUCCAGGUUAAGUAGUGGAAUAAUGUCUACCAUCUCAACCCUCCAAAGUUUGCCAAGUGUUGAGGCUCUUAUUUGUGCUUACUUGUGGGGUAGCUGAGUAAAAUUGGGCACUUAAUUUUUCGGUUCCAUGUCCCUCAUGAAAAAGAAGCAGUUACUGUAAAUUGACUUGAAGACAAAGUAGAAUCUGCCCUGCAUGUUUUUAUAAAGAUGACAUUUUUUCCAUCCAAGCACAUGCGAUCCAAUUUCCUGUCUAUCACACUAUUGUAUAAAGAGCUGCAAAAACUGAAGGGGAGAAGUGACUGCUGUACACACUGAAUUGCUCUGCAUGGUCUUAUUUGAGAUAAUUGGUGUAAGAAUCUUGACUUUUUUAUAUUUGGAAACAUCAAAUAAAAAUGGAACAAUC